Molecule: messenger RNA, 2729 nt
Organism: Plodia interpunctella (Indianmeal moth)
Lineage: Eukaryota; Metazoa; Arthropoda; Insecta; Lepidoptera; Pyralidae
Exons: 7
Coding region: 107-2002 (631 amino acids)
Biological process (GO): intraciliary transport
Cellular component (GO): axoneme
Source: RefSeq, a predicted model, not a curated record
ACGACGGCGACACAACAAAUCGUUCACGAGAAAUCAACUUUUUAUCAAAAUAGUUGCCCCUACGGGUGGUUUUAUAUUAUUUUAGUAUGGAGUUUGUAUUCUAAGGAUGUCAGUGCUUAGCCUGAUACCAGAAGACAGGAAGAAAGAACAAAGAAAAGAAUCGCUCGAGAGCGUAUACAGCAGCAACUCCCGGCUCAACUUGCUCAACAAGCGCAAGAGACUCAACCCACUCAACGACGCGAUGUCCAACCAUUCGCUCAACGGUCGUCCGGACAAGUUCGUGACUCAACGAGUGCUGUCGGCGAAAACUCACCGAGUUAAACAACUGCAGAAUCAGCUCGCUGAUGCGCAUUAUCACCUACAGGAACUGAGCAACGAGAACCGUGUUUUACGAGCUCUGCAGAAGAAGCAAGAGAUCGCCCUGCAGAGGUAUGAGAACUCAAACGCGGAGCUGCCACAAGUCCUCAACUCUCACAGUGAGGAGAUGCGAGUGCAGCAGACGAAGUACAAACAGCUGAAGCAACAGUACAAGGAGACCGCGCAGAAGUUGAAAGAGAGAGACACGCAGCUGCAGCAACUUAAAGACGAACAUCAACAUUUGUUGGAGCUGAGCAAAGAUCGGAAUCUUCUAGAACGCGAAAAGCUCCAAGCGCAAGUCGCAGACCUCACCCUAAAAGUGAACUCCCAGAAUGAGACCAUCAGCAUGCUGCAGCGGCGCAUAGCACUGGAAGCGAAGAAUUUCAGGCACCAGCUGCAGAACGAGAUCAACAAGCACAAGGACACCAGGCACGACUUGGACCUCGCUAUCACCAAUGCUGACAAACUGUCUACUAUCAUCGAGAUGAAGGAAAAGAUGUUAAGUACGGCCGCCAGUCGUUCUGUAAAAUCACCAGUGAAAUCUUCAUCUUUAACGACCAUACCGCGACCAGUCAGUAAGAAUAAACCCGGACAAGAAAACACUCGAUCUGAUGAGCGUAAUGUAGAACAAUCUUUCCUCGCGAAACUUUGUGAAAACUCGCGAAACAUCAGCAGUGCAAUGUCGCAUGAUGACACCUCCUCUUCGACUGAACCGCGUUCAGCAUACGCCAGAAGCAGAACCAAUUCCACGAGCAGAUCUACUCCAAACCCGAGAAAACCUUCCAAGAGUUCUUCUGACGAUAACAUGUUGGAGCUGGCUAAGACUGUUCAGGAUGGAAUGGCUGAUUUGGCAAUUUUUGAUGAAGUUGACUUUCAAAAUACACAUCCAGAUGAAGUACAGAAAAAGAUAGAAUCUAUGAAAGCGGAUCUGCUUACUAAAAUUAAGAUGAAUGAAGAGCCAUCAUCUAGAAAGUCAAGUGCUUUGAGAAGAGGGUCUAUAGAACAUUCUAUCGAAGAACAAAUUGAGGAAGAGGAGGAAGCAGAAGAACGACCAAAAUCACGAGGCAGAAGGCAUUCUAAUGUGUCAUUCUACGAUGACGUUACGGUUGAAGAAACUACUACGACAGUUAAAAUUAACAGCCAUAAUAUGAUAGAAAAUGAAAUAAUGAAACCUAAACGAGAGGUCAGUAAUUUGGAUAGGACAUUAGGGAGUGCAGAUAAAGAUAGGGUUAUGCCAAAACGUGAAAACAGUAAUUUGGACAAGAAAUUGGCCGGCAAACCAAUUGAUAAAUACUGCAAGGAUAUCAUUCAAGAUAUAGAAAAGAGCAGUAAAGUCAUAGAUAGACACUUAAAGCAAUUUAAAAGCUCCCAAUUUGAGAGUGAUAAAUUGGUGCAGCAAUUGCAAGUUGUCGAUAAAAUUAACGAUUAUGUUAAUACAAAUGGUGAAAUACCAACGGAAGCAUUGACAGAAUUAAAUAAUAAUUUUAAAAUGUUGACAGAUCAAGUAUUUACUGAUAUACCAGUCCCUAGGAAAAGGUCUUUGUCAGGUAGAAGAGGAUCUAGAACAGAAUCCAAAACCAAUUUGCUCGGAGACUCAAAUUUGACUAAUCAGGAUCUCUUAGAUGAUUUACUUGGAAAAAAAUGAUGGAAGUCAGAAUGAUGAUUGAUGUUGAGUAUUGCUUUUUACGAACGUUUAUUGAGAAGACACCAAUAAAUAUAUAUAUAGCCGAUAUUAAUCUAUAAAUGUUGGUUGAUGAAGUAUCCGUAUUGUUGAAAUAAAAGAAACUUAUGUCAAUAAAUUGUGUCCAAUAAGUCACAAUCAGAAAUGUAUAUCAAGCCUUAAAAUUUCUUGAUUCUCUUUGACCGAUCCUUGUAAACAAUAUUCGAGACCACUAAAAUAGAUCCAUACAGUAUAUGCACUAAUACUUACAAGGCGUAAGACGACGCAGUUUUUCAGAAAAAACCUAUUUCAGUUUCAGUUCUCAUAUUGUAGUGUCUGUUUAUUAAUAUGUUUCGGUGUACUUAUGUAAUUUAUUAUAUUAAUACAGUCAUCUCUGAUAUAAAUAGUAGAGAAACAAGCAUACGGCCAAAAUAUUUACCGCAACCUAUGAAAACCUGAAGAUAAGGUUUAGGUCAACGGUAAUAAAUGUUUUGUUUGGAACUAUAAUUGAGGAAAUAUGCAAAAAAAUAUGAAAGUUAUGAAGGAUAUUACUAGAAAUAAAGGAUUUUGUGACCAAAUUAUUCCUACUUUAGGUACAGAGUGGUUUUGUGUGACGAGUGUUUUUUAAACCGAUGUAUGUAUGUGAGAUUUUAUAGAUUGUUAUUAAUAUUAUUGAUGAGUGAGGAUAGAUUAUUAUAUUUUUGAGACUUAA